Molecule: messenger RNA, 6916 nt
Organism: Mytilus californianus (California mussel)
Lineage: Eukaryota; Metazoa; Mollusca; Bivalvia; Mytilida; Mytilidae
Product: homeobox protein 2-like
Exons: 7
Coding region: 1-4554 (1517 amino acids)
Biological process (GO): axoneme assembly
Source: RefSeq, a predicted model, not a curated record
AUGAGUGGAACUUCUCGAGCAUCUGCACGUUCAACUGCUUCUGGGAGGAUAAAAACAGAAAAUCCUGCUUUAGUCAAACUUUUGACAAGUGAUUCACUAACUGACACAAGGUUCGUAGCUGCUGAGCACACAUCACCUGUACAUACGCCACACGCUUCUACUAAUGUAAAAUCAAAUAGCACGUCAACCCCAGAAAAUAGUGUCAAAAAUAGACCAAAUUCACGUUAUUCUGAGAAAGAAAAUUUAGAAAAUAGACCUGAUUCAAGAUAUUCAGAGAAAAAUAGUUCAGAACUAGCAAAAACUGACAAUAGGCCUGAUUCAAGAUAUUCAGAGAAAAAUAGUCCUGUGAAAUUAGACAUUGAUAAUAGAGCUGACUCUAGAUUUUCACAGACAAGUAAUUCAGAAAAGCAGCCUGAAUCAAGAUAUUCUUCAAAAAGUGAUAAGGCUGAAAAACAAAAAGAAAAUUCUAACAACAGUUCUUGGGGAAAUGUUGAAGAGUCUCUGACCUUUGAUGUAGAUAAUAUUAAAAACCCAGACUUUGAUCAAACAUCGCCAAAAAGUAGUUCACAAACAAAAAAAGAAGUGGAAAAUAUUCUGAAUACUGAUGGUGAUAACAAUCUUGAGAUUAAAAAUGCAGAUAGAUUGCCAAGUUCUGAAUCUUUAAAGCCUCAACAAAAUAUUUCGGGAAAAAAUACCCCAUCCAAAAUUGAUUAUUUGAAGAUUGAUAGAGUUGAAAGUCCUUUAUUUGAAAAAUCUCAAUCAAGAGAGCAAAAUAAAACACCUAGUGGUGUGAGUCAAAGUUACAGUUCUAGUAGACUUAAAAAUAUAAGCACUUCUUCUCAACAGCACCCAUUUUUGGAGGCACGGUCUGCUAGUGAGUUGCCAUUUGCACAAGGUGGUGAAGGGAUUGAAGCUGAUAGUCUCGACGUUGAUUCUGGACUUGUGCCAGAUACCACAAGCUUUUUACAAUCUGCACCUGACUCUGGUAGACAAACAUAUAGAGUGCCUACACCUGUUACUAAAAAUGUACCAGUAAUAUCUGCUGAAUCUUCUAGGUUUAGAGCCAACUCCAGAACUAGUCAGCGAACUGUGUCUGCAACUAGUGCUACAGGUGUCCCUGCACCACAAUUUGAUAGAAACGAAUCUGUAGUAAGUGACAACGGCAUACCUCCUCCAUCUAAUAUAAAUUACGAUUUGGCAAGUAAUGAUAUAGACGAUGUGAAUCAAGAUAACCUUUCUGAAACAAAAAAAUUUGACCAGCGUAAAAGUGCUGUAUCAUUCAAAGAGCCUGUUAUAAGUGAUUAUCAUAGUCAUACUGAAGGUCGUGGAACUGACGAUUGGGACACACCACGGGAAAGAGUCCCAACACCACAUCCUGCAACUCCACAAAAAUUUCAAGAUUCUUUAGAUUUUAACUCUGGCAGGACAUCAAAUUUAUCACCUGAACCUACACAUCAGUUUGAAUCAGAUAUUCCGUCUGUAUCAUUAUCACAAACAAUAAGAUCAGGGUCUGCCCGUGUAGACCAAAACAACAGUGCAAAAAGUGGUUCUGGAAGAGCUGUUAAAAAGAUAUAUAUUGAUUCUCCAACAUUUACAAGAGAAGAAGAAGACGAAUUUCGUUUUGUUGAAAGUCGUAUUGAUGAUAUGAAUGAAGAUUUAGAGGACACCGUUCGUAGAAUUGAAGAACAAGGAAAUAGGUAUAAACAAGAAAGAGAGGCAAUGAAUGAAGAAGCAGCUCGGUUAAGAGCAGAAAUUCAAGCAACUGAGGGUUAUUCAAAUUCUUAUAAUAGUAGAAAUACAAGUGAUAGAUACGGACAAAGUGACCAGAUGGAUUCAAGGAGUUACGGAAGACCACAGGAUCAGGAUAGUGGUUAUAGACAAGAGAGAAAUCAAAAUGGCUACACAAAUAAUUCUAAUGGUUAUGGGAAUGUGCGUGAUUCUCGAGACAUUCAUAAUGCUCGUAUUGAUAAUCGUUAUGAAGAUCGUAAUGUUGACGAUCAAGAAGGUUAUUCUAGAAAUCCGGGAGGUUACUCUCAAGAACCAGAAGGAUACUCUAGAAAUCAAGUUGGAUAUGCUCAGAAUCAAACAGGAUAUGCACAAAAUCAGGGAGGAUAUUCUCGAAAUCAAGGAGGUCAAGGAAGAGAAUCUGAGGGUUAUUCCCAAAAUCAAGGUGGAUAUGCUCGUGAUCAAGAUAGACAUUCUAGGGAACAAGAUGGAUAUUCUCAGGAACAAGAAAGAAAUUCACGAAGGCAAAAUGAUCAAUAUUCACGGAGACAAGAUGAUCAAUAUGAUAGACAGCAAGAUGAUCAGUAUUCACGAAGGCAGGAUGAUCAAUAUUCACGAAGACCCGAUGAUCAACCAUCACGAAGACCGGAUGAUCAACAGUCGCGAAGACAGGAUGAUCAAUAUUCAAGAAGACAGGAUGAUCAGUAUUAUGAUAGGAGGGGUGAUUCUCCAUCUCGAUAUAGGAAUGGGGAUGAAAGAGGUGAUGAUGACCUACAACGUGAAACAGAAUAUCAGGAAGAUUUACGAAACAGAUUAGAAACAAAUCAAAUACAUGACUCUGAAGUUGUUAUACCUCGCAUUCCAAUAGAUGAACAAUAUAGAGAUUCAUUAGAUGAAAAUGGAUAUAAUGAUCAACGUAAUUUUGCUAGAGACUCAUUAGACCAAGAAGGAUAUGGGAACUGGGGCAAUCCCCCUCCAAAUCCAUUUGGUCAAGGUCGUGGUGAAAAUGAAAGGUAUUUAAGUCAAAGGGAGGAAAAACCCGAAUAUGAAGAUGAUAUGGAUACUGCUAGGAUGGAACUACUACAUCCAAAAGAGCCAAGAGUUGAUUAUGUAGAAGAAAACAAAUAUACUUAUGGACUUCCCCCAAGUAAGAGUUAUAAAACUUUAAAAGAGAAAGAAAAGGAAGCAGAAAAUAAACUUAGUGAAAUAUUUAUUCAUCCUAAGAAACAAGGAAAAAAACAUAAACGAACAAUUCCAUUGCCAAAUGAGGAAAAACGACCACCUCUUACAGAGUUGCAGGGCAAUGUAGACCAAGGGGCUGAGGGAGUAUGGGCAAAAAGGUCAGCACAGUUAGCUAAACACAAGGAUGGUAAAACUACUGCAUCUGGUUCUGUUAAAAAAUCUAGAGGUCUUCAAAAAUAUCCAAGUGAUGGUCACCUUCAGACUACAAAUCAAGGUCAGAUUCAUCAAGGUCAAGGUAGAAUGUAUGGAACCCCAACACGUAAUCAGUAUCUUGAACCUUUAGGCUACAAGCCACAAGUUUCAAAGGAGGAACCAAUACAGUCCCCAGUAUAUAGGGACACAGGUUCAUAUAAAAAACCAAUCGAGUUAAAGCCAAUUAAAACUGAAAUUACAACAGACGAUGGCCAAAAAAUAAGUGUUGACAUUAACUUGAAAGUAUUAAGUCCGACUUUUCAACGAAGAGUGAGAUCUCAUCCUGAUGAUGCCCCUGAAUCUGAACCACCAUUUAAUGUUCAUGCGGAUGUCAGACACAAACAAACAGGUGAUAGACGUCCAGUUGGAGUUCAGUAUCAACCUUCAAAUCGUGGAGGGAGAGAUCAAACAGAAAGUCGGUACCAGAGUCCACCAGGUGACAGCCUUUCUCAUCAGUCACCGAUAAGUCAAGGAAGUCGACAGUAUCCAGCAGAUAACCAAUACAAUAGGCAAUAUCAGUUCAGUACAGGUUAUAUGGGAUACUGGGAUCAGCCACCUCCCCAGCAACCACCACCACUUCAGACAGAAACUUACAGAGGAAAUGAUUAUGAGGGCAUUGAUGAAGAGGCACUACUUAAGCAGGAGGAGGCAUUAAUGGCGGAAUUAAAUUUGUCUCCAAAUCCUUAUGCUAAAAUUCCACCAAUACCGAUCCGUGAUGAGCUUACUGUUCCUGUCGUUGUUGAAAAAGGAGGGUAUGCUUCUAUGUACCAGGACAGUAAGCAGAAAGAUCAAAACCAGGAACCAUGGUACCAAGUUUAUACUGUAAGAGAUUUUAAAAAGAUGCAGAAGGAGGUUCGUCUAAAUAGAGGAACACUCGGACCUGACCUGGAUAAUGAAACAUACAAGGAUAAGCUUGAGAAGAGGCAUAAACAGUUUGAAUAUGCAAGAAUGGUAAUGGAGAAAAAUAAACACGACUUACAUGAUAAGAAACCAAACAACAAGUAUCCUCGUAAAGACCCUCAGGUAGAAGAAUCAGAAAAAAGUAAACGAAAGGCAGAAAAAAUCCCUGCAGACAAAUUAAAAGAUCCAUACUUUAUUACAAGUAAAAAUCUCAAAAAAGCACAAGAAAAUAGUACACGAAAGGCACUUGAUUAUGCAAAGAAUGUUCCAAAGCCAGCAGUGAAAGCUCGUCCAACACAAUACAAUUCUUAUGAAGUUGCUUCACAGUUAUCUCCCAUUGUAAAAGCAGGAUCUACGGGGUCAAAGUCACCAACACAUAGUACACAGAAUGUUGAUGUUGUAGAUCUGAAGAAACUUCAACAAAGACAUGAACAGGAGAAGAAAAACAUAGCCAUGAUGAGAUCAAACAUGGAAUCAGUGCCUCAGAAGGCUUAAUAUAAUUUAUACUGUUAUACUUGUUUAUAGUUUAUAUAAAAAAUCUAUUUAAUAAUCUGUUCUAUAUUUUAUUUUAUAAAAAGCAAAGAAGAACAAUAUGCAAUACAUGACUUUAUGUAUUUCCUUUGUCUGAUCUUACAACAUGACAUAGUUGGUUUUAUCUAAGAUAGGAAAAGCUAUACUAGAUUUAAGUGCAGACAGAAAAAAAUGCCUGUUUGGUAUUGCACUUUUUUCUUGAAACUUUCUUACCAAAUACAAAAAUUAUUGUUAAAAAAUUGAUAAAUUUAUAUAUUUAUUGUGAAACUGAUAUAAGAUAUAAACGAUUUUAACAUUCUCAAAUUUUGCAAAGUACUCCUGAGAAAAAAAAACCAAUGAAGAGAUGAAAAGGUUUCAGUUCCAAUUCUUCAGUGAAAGUAAAAUGUUCUACAUUUGAGCAGAAAAUCUUGCAAGGAUAUUAUUUGAAUAUGUGUUUAAUGUAUAUUUAUAUAUAUGUAUAAUAUAUAGACAGUAGAGACCUAUUUAUAGUUAUAGUAUUGUCUGGGUGGAGAAAAUAUCUUUUAUGUAACCUUUUUCAAAGUUUUAUCAUUUAAAGUUUUUUGUUAUCAGCCUAGUUUUAGACUGAAAACUGAUUUAUUCCAAAGUGCCACAAGAAGAAAUCUAUAUACUUAUAUAUUAACAAAGUUUUUAAUCACAAACUGGAAGUUUUAAUAGGUAGUUUUCACAUGAAAAAGUUUAUAACGAACAGACAGUAGGCUUUAGCACUAACAGUAAUUAAACAUCAUUUACUAAGAUAAUGAAAAAAAUCAGGGGAUAAAAUUUUCUGGGUUUUUUUUGUAUCUAUUUCAAAAAAAAUAUUUUAAAAGGAUUAUAAUAGUCACAGAAUAUUUAAAAAAAUAUGUAAGUAAAUAUUUCGUAUAAAUCUUUCAAAAGACUGAAGAUAAAUUACGAAGGUCUAGAUCCUAAUUGUGUUUCAAUCUCAUACCUCCAACACAGCAUUUAUUAUAUUUUUACAUUUAGCAGUCCCAUAAAACUGACACUUGUUUCCCAACAGAAUAGGACCUCAUAUCUAUUCUUUACAUCCGUCCUAUUACACUAUUGAAUAGAACCUUUGAUCCAUGAGUCAUAGCUGUCCAAUUAGUGCUGUACAUUAUAUAACCCAUAUCGAAGCAUACUGUGAUAUAUUUUAAUAUUGUACAAAUCAUUAUUAGAAUUACGUUUUAUUAAAGUGUCAAGUUUUCAUUAUUCAUUAUUAUAUUUGUAUAUUUGAAAAAAAUGUCUUUAUUGCCAUUAUUUUUAUUCCAAGUUUAUUCAUAUUGUAUAAACCUGUCUUUAUGAAGUCUUAAAAGUAUUAAGCACAUUUGUAAUCUGAAUUGUUUUCUGUAGUGUUAUGUGAUAUGUUUGUUCCCUAUUUGUCUUAGUUUUUCAUUAAUAUUCCUUCAUUUUGAUGUAACAUUCAACUAAUCAAAAUUUAAGUGACAUUAGUUUUUAUUUUACACACAUAGUAAAAUAACAUUCUUCAUUGCAUUUUGUAUAUAUUACCUAUAUGCAUUCCAAAACAUAAUUGUAACUUGUAAGCAUAUUUGUUCAAGUACCAUCAGAAUAGUUCAUCAAUAAAGGUUGAUUUGUUUUAUGAAUUAAAAGAAACAUUAUAUAAUUGAUUUCUAUUGAUAUGAUAAAUCAUCCUUUACUAUUUAUUUCAUAUAAAAUCCACAAAAUAUUAUUUAUUGAAGCACACAUAAAAAAAUCUUAUCAUUAGCCUUUUCACCCUUUGCACUUUUAAUUUGCUCAAAGACCUAAUAUGAGUGAUUUGAAAUGUCGUGGGAAAUGUCAUCCCUGUAUUUUAUACAUUUGUACUUCAUUUAUUAUAUGUAUAAAAUUAUUACACCUUUUAUAGUUAUGCCAGGAAUUAGUGGAUAUGUAGAAGAUCUCUUAAUAUAUAUUUCUGUUUUUUUUGGGUGGUGGCAGAUCUAUGAAUAACAAAUCGUUCUACUUUUGUUGUUUGUUCAAAACAUAAUUUAAGAAAUAUUUAAAUUGUUUAUCAUUUUUUUUUUUUUUUACAUCUUUGGGAAAUUUCUGAAAUUAAUUGAAACUCCUUAAUGCAGUUAUUAUUUAUUUGAGUUGUUUUAGAAAAAAACAAAAAUUUUGUUCAGCUCUUGAUGGUUUUAAUUUCUUUCUAAGAUGUGAACACUUUAAAUUGACUAUUAAAACAACAAAAGCACUGACACAUUAUGUUACCAUCAGUAUUUAUAUAUUCACAACUUUUGUAAAUCCUAUUUGAUGUAUGACUAGAACUGUAGCUUUGAAGAUGGAUGUCAACAGAGAUAUGUAUUCAGAAAGAGAAUUAAACUGUUACAUAUUAUAA